AUGGAGCCCGUAAAGCCCAUACACAUCACCACACCAUCCACAACCCUGCUUGCGCGGGUGAGGACAAUGGUGCCUCCGAUGUUGGAGAAAUUUCACAAAGGUCAAUUGGGUCGAGUUGCAGUCAUUGGUGGUAGUGCCGAUUAUACGGGAGCGCCGUAUUUUUCAGCAAUGGCUUCCGCGCGAUUAGGUUGUGAUCUCAGUCACGUCAUAUGUGAAAGAUCGGCUGCACCGGUCAUAAAAGCAUAUUCCCCAAACCUAAUGGUCCACCCCAUCCUCCCUAGCACAGCAUCAGUCUCAGAAUCCCCAUCCGAAGACCCAGCAUCCCUCGCCAGCCCCAUCCUCGACAUGCUUCCACGCCUCCACGUGCUCGUCAUCGGCCCCGGCCUAGGCCGAGAUGGCGUAACCCAAAAAGUCGUGAUAGAAAUCAUGAAAGAAGCACGCAACAAAUCUGUACCCUUUGUCCUUGAUGCAGACGGAUUAAUGCUUGUAAUCGAAAAGCCAGAUCUUGUAAAAGGGUACAAGGAAUGUAUUCUGACUCCCAAUGUUGUUGAGUUUGGUCGCUUGGCGAAGGCGCUUGGUGUGCAGGUGUCAACUACUAAGGAUCAGGAUGAUGAGAAGGAGUUGAGUAAGGCGUCGGAGGCAUGUGAGAAGCUUUCGCAGGCGUUGGGGGGAGUUACGAUUAUUCAGAAGGGGGCCAAGGAUGUGAUUUCUAAUGGUGUCACGAGUAUCAUAUCCGAUUUAAGAGGAGGGUUGAAGCGUAGCGGUGGGCAGGGUGAUACCCUUACAGGUUCUCUUGGAACAUUAAUGGCUUGGCGCGCAGCAUACCACAAUGGAUUAUGGGACACUGGUGAGAAGUCUUCCAAGUCUACCGCACAGAGCAAGGAUGAAGUGCAGGCCGAAAUUGAGAAUAAGGGUACGAAAAUGUCGCCAACUACAACCCUUCUUCUGGCGGCGUAUGCUGGAAGUGCGAUUACGAGGGAUUGCUCGAGACGAGCUUUUGAAACCAAGGGCAGAAGUUUGCAGGCUAGUGAUUUGACGGAUCAGGUUCAUGAGGCGUUUUUGGAUCUGAUUGGGGAGCCGGAGGCGAAAUUGUAG
Talaromyces marneffei is the source of this 1095-nucleotide messenger RNA. RefSeq lists its product as uncharacterized. Gene Ontology annotation, biological process: metabolite repair. Lineage: Eukaryota; Fungi; Ascomycota; Eurotiomycetes; Eurotiales; Trichocomaceae. The coding region runs from base 1 to 1095 and encodes 364 amino acids. Gene Ontology annotation, molecular function: ATP-dependent NAD(P)H-hydrate dehydratase activity. The record is from RefSeq and is a predicted model, not a curated record. The transcript has 6 exons.